Molecule: messenger RNA, 1846 nt
Organism: Brassica napus (rape)
Lineage: Eukaryota; Viridiplantae; Streptophyta; Magnoliopsida; Brassicales; Brassicaceae
Product: protein DETOXIFICATION 19-like
Exons: 7
Coding region: 168-1586 (472 amino acids)
Biological process (GO): xenobiotic detoxification by transmembrane export across the plasma membrane
Cellular component (GO): membrane
Molecular function (GO): antiporter activity; xenobiotic transmembrane transporter activity
Source: RefSeq, a predicted model, not a curated record
UAGAUAAUGUUUGCCUGUCUUUGUGCCAACUAUAUUUAAUAACGUGUUGCUACUUACCCUCCUUAUUUAAUUCAAAUCUUCCCCUUUACAAAUUAUAGCUUUCUUCUACACAUUUUCAAGUUUUCUCAGCAACUAAAUUAAGCAAAGUCUUUCACCAAGAAGUUCCAAUGGCUGAUCCCAUCAUAUCAAGCUCUCCGUUGUUGGAUGAUAAUGUAAAUGAUAGAGGAAGCAUAAGCUUCUCUUGGGUUCAAAAAUUGAUCGACGUGGAAGAAUCAAAGGCUCAAAUCGUUUACUCUCUUCCAAUGAUAUUCACAAAUCUUUUCUUCUAUUGUAUCCCUUUAACCUCUGUGAUGUUCGCUUCUCACCUCGGCCAGCUCGAGCUUGCCGCUGCAACCCUCGCCAAUUCUUGGACAACCGUCACCGGUUUUGCGUUCAUGGUUGGUUUAAGUGGAGCACUGGAGACAUUAUGUGGACAAGGCUUUGGUGCAAAAAGCUACAGAAUGUUAGGGAUUCAUCUACAAUCAUCUUGCAUAGUCUCAUUAGUCUUCACCAUCUUCAUCUCCGUCUUGUGGUUCUUCACAGAAUCAGUUUUCGGACUUAUCAGACAAGAUCCUAACAUCUCAAAACAAGCUGCAAUAUAUAUGAAAUACCAAGCUCCCGGGUUACUCGCUUACGGAUUCUUACAAAACAUACUGAGAUUUUGCCAAACACAAUCAGUCGUUACUCCAUUAGUUGUCUUCUCAUUUGUUCCCUUGGUGAUUAAUAUCGGCAUAUCCUAUGUUCUGGUUUAUUUAACUAGCCUUGGGUUCAUUGGUGCUCCAAUAGCUACAUCUAUUUCAUUGUGGAUAGCUUUCCUUCCUCUUGGGACUUAUGUGAUCUGUUCCGACAAGUUUAAGGAUACAUGGACCGGAUUUUCACUGGAAUCAAUACGUUAUGUAGUAACAAACUUGACAUUAAGUCUCCCUUCUGCUGCUAUGGUGUGCUUGGAAUAUUGGGCGUUCGAGAUCCUUGUGGUCUUGGCAGGACUGAUGCCGAACCCGGAAAUAGCCACCUCUCUGGUAGCUAUAUGCGUCAACACGGAAGCAAUUAGCUACAUGUUAACAUAUGGACUUAGCGCAGCUGCAAGUACUCGUGUGUCGAACGAACUUGGAGCAGGAAAUGUAAAAGGUGCAAAGAAGGCGACUUCUGUUACCACCAAGUUGUCGUUAGUUCUUGCUCUUGGCGUAGUGGUUACUUUAUUUGUAGGUCAUGAUGGUUGGGUUGGGUUAUUCAGCAAUAGUCCUUUAAUUAAAGAUGAGUUUGCAUCAUUGAGAUUCUUCCUUGCUGCCUCUAUAACUCUUGAUUCGAUCCAAGGUGUUCUAUCAGGAGUGGCCAGAGGAUGCGGAUGGCAAAGGGUAGUCACGGUUGUAAAUCUAGGAACAUUCUACUUCAUUGGAAUGCCUAUUGCAGCCUUCUGUGGUUUCAAGUUGAAGUUAUAUGCCAAGGGUUUGUGGAUUGGUUUGAUAUGUGGGUUAUUUAGCCAAUCCUCAUCUCUCUUACUUAUGACAAUUUUCCGGAAGUGGACAAAGCUGAAUUCUUCGGUCUGAAAUAAGUUCAAUUUUCUACAGAGGCACAUUUAAAGAAUAGUUUGGAUUGUUAUAUACGUGAAGAUGAUAAUGCCAUUGUGCCGACAAAAAAAAUAUUAUGUUAAUUGCUUCUUAUUUUUUUUCAAAUCUAUCUAUGUUUAUUGGUAUUUGGUACCUAGAGAGAAAAUCUGGUUACUCUUCUCAAAAUGGGAUUGUGGCUCGAACAUUCUAGCACCACUGUAUGCAUAGUAUGCUUAUCUUAGACAUCAACCUUUUAUUGA